Messenger RNA from Helianthus annuus (common sunflower), 1061 nucleotides. Its product is annotated as probable xyloglucan endotransglucosylase/hydrolase protein 23. Gene Ontology annotation, biological process: xyloglucan metabolic process; cell wall biogenesis. Gene Ontology annotation, cellular component: apoplast; cell wall. The transcript has 3 exons. Bases 58 to 921 code for a protein of 287 amino acids. Gene Ontology annotation, molecular function: hydrolase activity, hydrolyzing O-glycosyl compounds; xyloglucan:xyloglucosyl transferase activity. NCBI's taxonomy places the organism in Eukaryota, Viridiplantae, Streptophyta, Magnoliopsida, Asterales, Asteraceae. The record is from RefSeq and is a predicted model, not a curated record.
CACCAAAACCUUUCAUGUUUUUAACCAUCACUUCACCUUAUUCACACAAACAUUCAAAUGGCUUCUACUACUACAUCUAUACUUAAUUCAGUUUUCCUAUUCAUGAUCAUUUUUCUAGGGAGCACUUUGGCCGAUUUCAACAAUGAGUUUGAUAUCACUUGGGGGGACGGUCGCGGUAAGGUUAUUAACAGGGAUCUCUUGACGCUCUCCCUCGAUAAAGCAUCUGGCUCCGGCUUCGAAUCAAGAAACGAGUACUUGUUUGGCAAGAUUGAUAUGCAACUCAAGCUUGUUCCCGGCAAUUCAGCUGGCACAGUCACUGCAUAUUAUUUGUCUUCUAAAGGGUCUAACUGGGAUGAAAUCGACUUUGAGUUCUUGGGAAACUUGAGUGGUGAUCCUUACAUUCUACAUACAAAUGUGUUUAGCCAAGGUAAAGGCAACCGGGAGCAGCAGUUCUACCUGUGGUUCGACCCGACUGCUGAUUUCCAUACAUAUUCCAUCCUUUGGAACCCUCAACGUAUCAUAUUUUCGGUUGAUGGAACACCCAUUAGAGAGUUCAAGAAUGCCGAAUCGAUUGGGGUGCCGUUUCCUAAAGACCGGCCGAUGAGGAUACACUCUAGCUUAUGGAAUGCUGAUGAUUGGGCCACCAGGGGUGGGCUUGUGAAGACUGACUGGAGUCAAGCUCCUUUCACUGCUUCCUACAGAAACUUCAAGGCGGAUGCUUGUGUUGUGGCUUCUGGGAAGUCGUCUUGCAGCGGCUCAGCCGCGUCUUCAAGCGGCAAUCAGGCGUGGUUGUCGGAGGAGUUGGAUAUUACAAAGCAAGAAAGGCUAAGAUGGGUGCAAAAGAAUUAUAUGAUCUACAACUACUGCUCAGAUUCUAAGAGGUUUUCACAAGGUUUUCCCCCUGAGUGUCAAAUGGCAUAAAAAGUAGUCAAUUCGAGUGUUUGAGCCCAAAUAUAUUCUUUUAUGUAUGUAGUUUUCCUUAAGAUUUAAAGUUGAUUAUUUUUUUUUUUCAUAUUUAUUGUAGCUAUCAUCAUCAAUAAAAUUUAAAAGUUUUGGCACUA